This is a messenger RNA of Microstroma glucosiphilum, 4541 nucleotides long. RefSeq lists its product as hypothetical. Gene Ontology annotation, biological process: mitotic spindle assembly. Gene Ontology annotation, cellular component: microtubule organizing center; mitotic spindle; cytoplasmic microtubule. Gene Ontology annotation, molecular function: microtubule binding. NCBI's taxonomy places the organism in Eukaryota, Fungi, Basidiomycota, Exobasidiomycetes, Microstromatales, Microstromataceae. The transcript has 3 exons. Bases 194 to 4252 code for a protein of 1352 amino acids. The record is from RefSeq and is a predicted model, not a curated record.
UCCUGAGUGGGACCCAACACACCUUUGCCCCUUCUUCCUCGCCUUGUCAAGGUACCAUCGACAUCGCAUUGUAUACCCAGGAGGAGCGAGCUGAGAGACGCUGCUGAUACCCCCGGCAAGAGAGGAGCUCUCCUACUGCUUUGCUCAAGUCAGACCCUCAGAGCUGACCAAGGAUUGGUACGACGCGCCGAGGAUGGCGUCGUACUACGAUGACGAGGGGGAGGACGACGUUCAACGAUUCCAAGACUUGGUAGACAGCAUCGAUGCCGCAACCGAUCUUGAUGGCAAGACUUCUGCCCUGCAACACCUGUCAGAUCACCUUCCAACCUUUCACUCCAUACCCGAAGCCGAUCAUCUGACGGCCACACUCAAGGUACUGAUCAAAAAUCAACAUCCCACUCUAUCCCAUGCGGCUCUCGAGUUUGUCUCACCCCUCCUGGCCCACAUGAGGAGCUCGAUCCACGAGCCCAAGGGCGUCCAACACGUCAAGACGGCAAUAAACUCUCUCAUGCCCACCGUCCUCGAGAAGGCAGGAGAUGGGCGAGAGAAGACUAGAGAGAUGGCCGGGAAAGCUCUGGAGGAGCUGGGGAAGGCUGCCAUUGACGGUAGCAGGGCAACCCUUGGUCACUCCAUCUCUCACAAGACAAGGGAGAUUGAGUCGCCCUUGAAUGCCUUUGAGAGGCUACUUUGCGACACAGGGCUAAUGGCCAAGUCGGCAAAGAUCAAAGAGCAGUCGUGCAAGGUCUUACCUCCUCUGCGCAGCUAUCAGGCCAAGUUGCCAAUCAAGGCUUUCCUCUCACCCCUUGUAGAGAUCCUGUCCGAUGCUGAUCCGCAUUGCCGCGAAGCCGCUCGAGCCACACUAGUAGCCCUCUUCUCCACCGCUAGUCCUGCUGCAAAGACAGACCUCAAAAAGGAGCUGGAAGCACAGAAUGUCAGAAAGGCUCUGGUAGAUUCAAUUGUACGCGAGAUCAGUAGCGACGAUGAUGAGGACUUGAGCGGAGACGGUGUGGCAACACCAGUAGCAGCUGAGCGAGCUGCCUCUUCGACGUCACAUGCUGCUCCUGCGGCUGCAAGCUCCGCCACGACAGCGCCGGCUCCAGCCGCCACCGCUGCUUCCGAUGACAACAUCUCUCCAGUCCACAUCUUCAGUCGAGGCGACCUCGAAAGGGCAUUCACUGCUCUCCUGCCGCACUUCGAGGGCAAAGAAACGGAACACAACUGGCUACAGCGAGAGAAUGGCAUCAUCAAAGUGCGAGGCAUGCUCAAGGCUGGCGCAUUCGACAAGUACGAUGCUGCCUUUGUCAGCGGGAUCAAAUCUCUCACUGAUGGAGUACUAAAGGCUGUCGGAAGUUUGCGGACCACACUGGCUAUGCAGGGCACCUGUCUGAUCGCAGAGCUCGCCCAACGAGUGGGAGAUAGCCUCGCAGAUUCCACCCUGGACGCCUUUGUUCCCGCCCUGCUGAAGAUGGCUGGGUACACGAAGCGUCUGGUGGCCAAUGCUACCCAGGAAGCUGUGAAAGAGCUCUUCCAGACUACGUCAUAUCGCCAUCGCUUCCUAGAUCUCGUCUGGGCAGGCAUGCAAGACAAGAAUAUCACCACCAGGAUCAGCAUGGCAGAGCAUCUCCACACGUUGUUGGCUACACAUGCAGAACAUCGCAAGCACGCGCUAGAGUCUCACGAGGGUCUCGCAACGAUUGAGAAAUUCUUACAGAAGGGUUUGGCGGAUCAGAACAAAGAUGUGAGAGCCAAUUCGAGAGAGGCGUUCUACGUGUACAGACACUACUGGCCUGCUCGCGGCCAUGCUCUGGAGUCGAAGCUGGAGCCAGCUAUUCGAAAACAAAUUGCAGCAGGAGCAGCUAGCGCAGCGAUGAGUAGUGGACCCGUUCGGCCAGCGGGUACCGGCGCUCAAGCUCGAGCCGUCAGCAGCGCACUUCCUCCUUCCAGGUCUGAAGAGUCUCCUUCGACAUCAAAGCCGGCGGUGGCUGUCGUACCGCCGAAGAGGGCUGGAGGACCAAGCAGUGCCAUUCUCGCCGCCAAAGCUCGGAUGGUCGCCGAGAGGAAGGAGCAGCAGGCUCGUCAACAACGAGAGUCGCAAGGCUCACAGCGCGACGACUAUGCGGGAUCACCUCAAUCUGCCAGCGAGACGACCCCGAAGAAGCCCUCCCUGUCUCAGACUCGACAAUUCUCUGCAUCGCGUAUACCCAGGGCAGCGGAUGUUCCUCUGCCACCGUCUCCCUCAUCCUCUUCCGCUUCGCUCAGCUCUGCAACGACGCCGACAAGAGGGGCGACGCAGGGAGGUAGAGCCGGUUCGGCUCUGUCUCCUCCCUCUCGUGCAACGCCCAGAGGGAUUGGAAAGGAAGCCAGCAGCGCCAGCUCGCCACCACCGUCAAGCUACGGCGGUCAACAGCCUCAGCAACGCUUUCAGCCAUUCCAGCCGACCAGAGCCCGCAACGUCUCUACCUCAACGGCUGGAUCAUCCAGCGCGAGCGCGAGCAGCAGCGGAAGUGCAAACGCUCGACCUAUGUCUGGAUAUGCUGGCGGGAACAAAUCGCUGGGUGCGGUUCCAUCGGCCAAGGGCAAAGCAGUUCCUACCUCACCGGCUUCUCGCACCGCUGCACUGCCCGCGAAGAUGCUCGAUCCGGACGACACCAUCCAGCUCGGCAGGUACGACGCGGAUGCGACGCUCGAUGGCGAUGCGACGGUCGACUUGAUGGGGAUGAGCAGCAGUCCGCUCAAGAGAGCAAUGGCAGCUGGUGGGGGAGACGAUAGUCUGAGCUUUGCUUUUGCUGGCCUGGGCCAACAGACAAAGGAUAAUCGAGCAGCUGACGAUGAGGACGACGAAGAUGAGCAGUACAACGGUGAUGAGACCAAUCAGUCGACUCCAAGGAUCAUUCGACAAGCGCCGGCAGACGGGCAGGGAGGUGCUCAGCCGCAGCCGCAGUCAUCGUCAUCGUCAGAUGCUCUCGCAUUUACCUCACCAUCAUCAGAGGCAGAGGUUCAAGCGCCACCACAGCGAGCACCGCCUCCUGUCUCGCCAGCUGAGGGGAAGAGCUACCUUGCUUCCCGUGCCUCGCGUCUCACAUCAGAGGCUCAGAUCGCCCUCUCCCCUAUCAAAAGCACACCUGAUGCUCUACAAUGGGUGGAAGAAGUUCGUACAGGAAGAGCAAACGCAGUCACAUUUGGCAAUCUGUCAAUCAUGUCCCGCAAAUUCCCUGUGCAAGCCGAAGAAGACAGUGCGGCCAACGAGCAGCUCCUGCGGAGCGGCCGAGGGGCUUACGAAGCGGAGGAGGCUGCCAAGCGGAGGAUGCAGCAGGAAGAAGAGGGCGAUGGCGAUGGCGAGUCGCUAGAGCAGCAGCAAGCGGACGCAUGGAGGGAAUUGAGCCUUUUCUGCAGUCUGUGGGAGGCGCUGGAGCGCUCUUUGCUCGCCCUCUUUGCUGCACCUGCCUCUGCGGGCGAGAACAUUCCUCCUGCUGAUGCAGGCGAGAUACCUAUGGCGGCACUCUCUCUCCUCUUUCACCUCGUAGAGAGGCAAUACCCGCUCUUCCUCUCCUACGGGCUUGAAGUUGACCUUCUCUCUUUGAUCUUCAAGGUCCGCGCAAGCGUCGGGAGCGGCAGUAACGGCGGCAACGCCAGUGCCAGUAGAAGAGGCGCAACUCCGCCCACCAAGGUCAUUUCAGGAUGCGAGUCCCUGAUCGAUAGCUGGGCUGCCAGGACUCUUCCAGCUCUUGGGCUCAGCUCUCUCCUCUCAAGCAUGGGACCCGCUCCCUCUCUCUCAGCUCCGGAUACAGAUGCAGAAGGAGCAGCAGCAGCAGCAAGCGACAGCAGGAUCCUUCUCCUUUCCCUGCGCGCCCUCUCCCGUCUCCUACUCCGUCUCCCACCCGAAAUGGUACUCGAAGAGAUACCCCGCGCUCGUAGCUGGAUCUUGCGCGCGCUCAACGAUGAAAAAGUCACGGCGCUGCGACAGGCUGCCGUGGAUGUGGUUAGCUGCGCACAGGUGAGGAUUGAGCAGGGUCGUGCUGGGGAGGGCGAGGACGGGGAAGCAACAGGAAGUGCUUCUGCUGCUGCCGGAGAGAAAGAGAAUGGUGUGACUGGAAACGAUGCUAGUGGCGCUACUGUCAGCGUAGAAGAGCUCUUUGAAUCCGUCGGCCCGCUCAAGCAAGCACAAAAGGACUUGAUCAUCUACUUUAUUGGGCGGAAGAAGAAGUUGCUAGCCCAGGAAGCUGCUAGAGCUCGAGCUGGGGCAAGACGCUGAGACAGGCUUGUGAGGGUUUAGGAUGGGCUCAAUGAGUGAGGAGAAGAAGAGACGGAGGAAAGUGGCGGUGCCUCCUGAGUGUAGAUCAUUUGCUCUGUCUCUUCUCUCAUUAAUGAUUGUCACCUCACCUCACUUUCGAUGCUUGGUGGGAGUGCAAUCAGCAUGUGGGGGCUGAAUGGGCUGCACAAGAAGGAAGACUGAAGUCUUAGUCGCAGACACGUCGGCCAUCCCAGAUAAGCGGGCCUUGUCAGUCUUUAAAUUGAGAAGGUGCACCCUGCUCACACUGAAC